AUGAGCUAUUUUGGCCAGGUUCGUUCCGCCUCUCUAGAUUUCUUGUCGCGUUCUGCCGCCUACACCCGAUCUCCCGAGCGUGGUUCUCUACCUCCCACAUCACCUGCGAUAGACACGAAGCGAGAGUCGAUACCACGAGAAAGACACAGCGAUGAGCCUCCUGGUAUGAGUCAGGAGGAAGAGGCGCACGUAAAGCUCCCUCUUCUCCCGCACGAGACUCUGGAGCCGCUCGACGAUGCUGUCCCUCCACCAAUAACACUGUCCUCUCACGACCCCUAUCCCACCCCUCCGCGUUCGCAAUCAUCAUCAGAGAAGGGAAUUAGGCUUGAAAACGCCAGCGGCGGCCCUGGUUCAGACAACGCUCCUCGCAGAGCUGUUCGGCCGGUCUCUGCGCACGUCAAGCGUCUCUCGGACCUGUCUUUGAAGGUCCGAAGGGCCAGCCUUUCAGCUCCUCUGAGUAGUGUUGUCACACCUUCUACAGUGCUCGCAAGUCACCUGUCUAACCCCAGUUCUCGUACCACUCGCACAACUCCGAGCACUCCUUUGAGCAUGACUUCUUCCGGCGACGUUUGUGGCUAUUUUGCGCAGUCUGCUUCAAUUGACAAUUUGAGGAAGCUAACUGACGUUGCUGCGAAAAAGAGCGGCCAGUCGACCCCCACUCGAGCGAUGUCGGCGGCGCAGCCCUCCCAAGCAGAGAGUCGUUCAUCGUCCAAGACAAGCAAUGGAGACGGGAACGCCGCCAGUGGCAGAGCGACGCCCGUGUCUUCACAAACCGGCGGAGCAGCUGCACCCGUGCAGAAAGGGAAAAUGACAAUCAAGAUCCUCGAGGCCAGAGGCAUACGGAAAGCCCGAGACCCGUAUGUUGUUGCAGUGUUUCAGAGGAGCGAGCUCAUCUCAGCAGGCCCGCAGCCCCUUGAGGAGGAUGACGACUUGUCACCGUCCGCACCCACCAGUGCAGGGAUUCCGAUUCAACGGCAGGCCAGUGACUCAGGCCGGCCCAUGGCUAUCCCCAUGCGCAGCCGGCAGAGCAGUAACACGAGCGUAAAUGAUCACAACACAUUCCGCAACCGAAACGCCCAGCGAGCAUUCACGAGCCCUAAGUGGGAUGCCGAGGCCGUCUUUGAUGUUGUGGAUGCGGACAUGCUGGUCGAUAUCUCGGUCUACGAUCACGGAGUGACGGGCGAGGAGUUCCUCGGGCAUGCCGAUUUCCAAGCGCGAAACCCUAGUCGGGACGAGCCUGUACGGGGCUGGUUCCCUCUCAAGGGCAAGGCCAACACGACAGCUGAGGAUGCCCCGACUGGCGAGAUCUACGUUGAGUGCUACUACCAGCGGACCGAGAAGAAGCACUUUGGUCCCGACGAUUUCCAGAUCCUGAGACUCAUUGGCAAGGGGACAUUCGGGCAGGUUUACCAGGUGCGGAAGAAGGACACGGGUCGUAUCUACGCCAUGAAGGUGCUGUCCAAGAAGGUCAUUGUGCAGAAGAAGGAGGUUGCGCACACAGUCGGCGAGCGCAAUAUCCUUGUCCGCACGGCGAUGACCGAAUCCCCAUUCAUCGUGGGCUUGAAAUUCUCGUUCCAGACUUCCAACGAUCUGUUCCUUGUAACAGACUAUAUGUCCGGAGGCGAGCUUUUCUGGCACUUGCAGAAGGAAGGUCGUUUCGAUGAGAAGCGGGCAAAAUUCUACAUUGCUGAGCUCAUCCUCGCCAUUCAGCAUCUUCACAAGAACGAUAUUGUCUACCGCGAUCUCAAGCCUGAGAAUAUCCUCUUGGACGCUAAUGGUCACAUCGCACUAUGCGACUUCGGCCUUUCGAAAGCCAACCUGACCAAGAACGACACCACCAAUACGUUCUGCGGCACCACGGAGUAUCUGGCCCCAGAGGUCCUUCUCGACGAGGCCGGAUAUACGAAAAUGGUUGAUUUCUGGUCCUUGGGAGUUCUCGUGUUCGAGAUGUGCUGCGGCUGGAGCCCAUUCUACGCCGAGGACACGCAGCAGAUGUACAAGAACAUUGCCUUUGGCAAGGUCAGGUUUCCACGAGACACGCUCUCCCAGGAGGGGCGCAACUUCGUCAAGGGGCUGCUGAACCGCAACCCGAAGCAUCGGUUGGGAGCCAUUGACGAUGCGGAGGAGCUGAUGCGCCACCCAUUCUUCAAUGACAUUGAAUGGGAUGUCUUGGGUCGGAAGCUCAUUGCACCCCCAUUCAAGCCAAAGUUGAAGUCGGAGACCGAUGUUUCCUACUUUGAUCCGGAGUUCACGAAUGCUCUCAACCAGAACGGGUCUUUGAACGAGAGGGCACAGCAGCUCGCGACGGGGUUCGCUACAUCGACACCUCUGUCCCCGACCACUCAGGCCAACUUCCAAGGAUUUACGUUUGUGGACGAGAGCUCUCUUGACCACCACAUGGGCGGCCGCUACGAUGACGAGGACAUGAACGACUCAGGCCACCAUCACCAUCACCGCCGAGAUAACGACUGGGACGAUCUGGAUGAACUAGCUCAGCAGAGGGCCAACAACCGUAUGAGCGGAGUUGUAAAGACAGGGCACGGUGACGAGCCGUUUGGCAACUCGCACUUUGACAUGUAG
This is a messenger RNA of Microdochium trichocladiopsis, 2580 nucleotides long. RefSeq names its product kinase-like domain-containing protein. Gene Ontology annotation, biological process: protein phosphorylation. The record is from RefSeq and is a predicted model, not a curated record. The transcript has 2 exons. Gene Ontology annotation, molecular function: ATP binding; protein serine/threonine kinase activity. The coding region runs from base 1 to 2580 and encodes 859 amino acids. Lineage: Eukaryota; Fungi; Ascomycota; Sordariomycetes; Xylariales; Microdochiaceae.